AUGUCUAAUGAACGAAGUCCCGAGGCGAAUAUUCCACCUCCUCUUCCGCAUGCUCCUUUACAAAUCGAGCCUUCUGUAUGUCAUGUUUGUCAUGAAUCUAUGGAAGAAGGUGCCGAUUGCCUCAUAAUUCAUGACUGUUCUCAUGCAUUUCAUAGAAACUGCAUAGAAUCAUAUUUAUCUAAUCGGUCUGAAUGUCCUGAAUGUAAGAGGUCAUGUCAAUUAUCUGAACUUAGAAAAUUAGUAAUUGUUUCAAGAGUCACAUCUGUUAGAACUAAUCCUAAGGCAAAAACAAGAGGUGCUUUAGCAAAGCAUUAUAAUACAAGACAAUCUCAAAAAUAUGCUUUUUCUGACCCAAAUCCCCAGAAUACGAAUAUCACCACUUUUCAGGAACAGACUACAAAUGUGGCUGAAAUCAGUCAAAAUAAUAACAAUUCUUUGAAUUCGCCGAUUAGAAUUACCACUCCCACACCAACACAAGCUAAUACAAAUACUAUUGAUUAUUCUCAGAUUAAUAGAUUAAUCGAAGAAAAUCUUAAUCGCAUAUUGGGGAACCUUAAUCUUGUUCCACAAUCUAAUGUUAAUGGUAUUCAAGAUAAUAAUCGUAAUUUUCAAAACAAUAACAAUAAUGUUAAUAAUUUUCAAAAUCCAUCAAAUUAUGGUGAACCUCAAAGGCAACAAACUCGCCUCAACGGCAAUAACCCAUACUCGUUUUCACCUAUCGCAAUUUCUAAUCUGAGUUCUAGCUCCAUGCAUGGCGACAAGAUCACUUCCAUAAUUCAGAACUGGAACCUCAAGUUCGACG
Messenger RNA from Lucilia cuprina (Australian sheep blowfly), 802 nucleotides. Its product is annotated as myosin-G heavy chain-like. The record is from RefSeq and is a predicted model, not a curated record. The transcript has a single exon. Lineage: Eukaryota; Metazoa; Arthropoda; Insecta; Diptera; Calliphoridae. The annotation marks the transcript as partial.